AUGGCUUCCGAUGGACCUCGACAGUGUGUGCCCUUGACCUGCCAUGGUCAUUCGCGGCCCGUUCCACACAUCGGCUUCUCUGCCCUGGGCAAAGAUGGCGCCUACUAUAUGAUAUCCGCCUGCAAAGACAACAACCCCAUGCUCCGCGAUGGCCAGACCGGCGACUGGAUCGGCACCUUUAUAGGGCACAAGGGCGCGGUGUGGCAGGCGAGAUUGAGCCCUGACGCUUCUGCCGCCGCCACAGCCUCCGCCGAUUUCACUGCCAAGGUCUGGGAUACCCACACCGGCGAGUGUCUCUUCACCUUGUCGCAUGCCCACAUUGUGCGAGCUGUCGCCUACCCUCCCGACAACUCCGAGUUGCUCGCCACGGGCGGCCUGGAGAAGAAGUUGCGCAUCUUCGACUUGUCCGAGUCGGGCAAUGCCGCCCCCGAGGAUGCCAAGACGUCGACCGAUGGCAUUACCGUCAAGGCCGAUUCUGCCUUCGAGGUCGGCGCCGGCGUGCACACAGCCUCGAUCAAGUUCAUUGUCUGGACCAGAGACCCCAACAUCCUCGUCACAUCGUCCGGCAACACUCUGCGCUGGUUCGACUUGCCCAGCCGUAGCGUGAUCAAGGAAGAGGUUUUGGAUGGCGAGAUCGGCUCGUGCGAGUUCAACGCCCCCGCCCCCGAGCUGCAGGAGCAGUCCGACCUUGGAGGGGGCCUGCCCGUCCUGGCCGUGGCCGCCGGCAAGUCGGUGUACUUUUGGGGUGGUGCCCGUGCUAUGGAUGAGCUCAAGCGCGUCAAGCUGGACUACAAGGUUGCCAGCGUCGCUAUCGACACCAAGCAGCGGAGAUUUAUCGUCGGCGAGGAUAUUCCCGCCACGUGGGCGCGUGUCUACCGAUGGGACGACGGCAGCGAGUUUGACAUUCACAAGGGCCACCAUGGUCCUGUCUGGUCGAUUGCCUACUCGCCCGACAACAAGCUCUAUGCUACUGCUUCCGAGGAUGGUACUAUCAAGCUGUGGAAGAACUGCGACGGGCCGUAUGGUCUGUGGCGGCAACAAGGUGACGGGAAGCCCGCCGAAUAG
This is a messenger RNA of Neoarthrinium moseri, 1065 nucleotides long. RefSeq lists its product as uncharacterized. Gene Ontology annotation, molecular function: RNA binding; protein binding. NCBI's taxonomy places the organism in Eukaryota, Fungi, Ascomycota, Sordariomycetes, Amphisphaeriales, Apiosporaceae. Bases 1 to 1065 code for a protein of 354 amino acids. Gene Ontology annotation, biological process: spliceosomal snRNP assembly. The record is from RefSeq and is a predicted model, not a curated record. The transcript is spliced from 3 exons. Gene Ontology annotation, cellular component: SMN complex.